Messenger RNA from Nicotiana tabacum (common tobacco), 1620 nucleotides. The record is from RefSeq and is a predicted model, not a curated record. Lineage: Eukaryota; Viridiplantae; Streptophyta; Magnoliopsida; Solanales; Solanaceae.
AUGACUACCAAGUUCUUAGAAAAAUAUUUCUCUGCUGCUAAGACUGGACGGAUGAGGAAGGAGAUUCACAAUUUCAGCCAAGGAGAAGGGGAGACAGUGUUCGAGUCAUGGGAAAGAUUUAAGGAGCUAUUACGGAGGUGCCCUUACAACGGAAUGGAGCAAUGGAUGCAACUCCAUUAUUUCUGGGACGGGUUAAAGCCGUCAUCAAGGAUAUUACUGAAUAGUGUAGUUGUAGGCCCUCUGAUGAAGAAAACUUCAGACGAGAUUGUCACACUUCUGAAUGAACUAUCUGAAGACGCAGAACAAUGGUCCACUGACCAAGGGGAUCGAAGAAGACCAGCAAGGGUGCACCAAGUAAAAUCUUCUGUAGCAAUGCAGGCCCAAAUUGCAGCAAUGGCUAAGGACAUCAAGCAACUAACAGUAGCUCAGGUACAAAAUCAACCACAGGUGGGAUGUGAAAUCUGUCGAAUAGGACAUCCAACUCAUGAGUGUCAAACCUUCACCGCAGAAGAAGAAGUUAAGGCAUUGGGGAAUUUCAACAAAGAUAUAUCCGGAGUUCUCAGGAGUUCUUCAAAUGGUAGCUUGAACUCAUGGAAGCAGCAAAAUCCUAGAGCACCAGUGCAAAGACCUCCUGGCUUCAAGAAACAACAAAGGCAACCGUACCAGCCUCCACAGCCCAACAAAUCAAGUUUAGAAGAUCUAAUGAAGGCAUUCAUAAAUAAAUCAAAUGAGCAACUUGAGACUCAAGGAACAGCUAUCCGGGAGCAAGGCAUAGCCAUUCGGAAUCUAGAAAAACAAAUGGAGCCCAUUGCAAAACCAAGGGUUGAGAAGGUGAUCAACUCAACCAAGAUAGUAGAAGAACAGAAAAUUGGUGAAUCUUUGGCUAAGGAAGACAUCAGUAGCAAGGAGGUUGAUAAGCAGAAGUCAAGCAGCGCGGUUGAAGAAAGAAAGCACAUGCCAGUAUUACCUUUUCCUCAGAAGAUGAAGUGGGGGAAAUUAGAUAAAUUCUUUGGAAAAUUCUUAAAGAUGCUGAAACAGAUGUAUGUAAACAUCCCAUUCACCGAGGGAUCCUGGCAGCUUCACUAUACCCUGCUCAUUGGGGAGCGCAAUUUUGACAAGGCCUUGUGCAACUCAAGUACAUCCAUUAACUUUAUGCCAUUAUCGGUGUUUAAGAAAUUGGAAGGAGAAUUAGGAGUGAUCAAAUCUGUGAUGGUAUCUUUGCAACUAGCUGAUCAGACCACGAUCAUACCGAAGGGCAUAAUCGAGGAAAUUCUGGUAAGGGUGGACAAAUUUGUCUUCCCAGUAGACUUCAUUGUAGUAGACAUGGAAGUGAAUAAAGAGGUAACUCUAAUCUUGCGGAGACUAUUCCUUUGCACUGGUGAACAUGAACACAUGCUAGUGGAGUUACUGGGGAAGCAUAAAAAGGCAAUCAGUUGGAGCAUAGACAAUAUUCAGGGAAUCAUCCCUGCAAUCUGUAUUCACAAGAUCUUAUUAGAAGAAGGGAGCAAACUGGUAGUGCAGCCCCAGCACAAAUUGAAUAAAAACCUUGAUGAGGUGGUACAGAAAGAGAUACUCAAAUUGCUGGAUGCAGCUAUAAUAUUUCCCUUCUCUGACAGCUAA